Messenger RNA from Ixodes scapularis (black-legged tick), 549 nucleotides. RefSeq lists its product as uncharacterized. Gene Ontology annotation, biological process: symbiont-mediated perturbation of host defenses. The record is from RefSeq and is a predicted model, not a curated record. Gene Ontology annotation, molecular function: amine binding. NCBI's taxonomy places the organism in Eukaryota, Metazoa, Arthropoda, Arachnida, Ixodida, Ixodidae. The coding region runs from base 1 to 549 and encodes 182 amino acids. The transcript is spliced from 5 exons.
AUGCCACUGAUUUUCUUCGCCGUAACUGCACUUGUAAGCCUGCAUUUCUGCAGUGGAAGUGAGUCCUGGCCAGAGCUCAAUCCGCAGCUUGAACAGUACCAGGACUUGUCAAAGUGUUUUCCACUUCCGGAGACUUGGCACGUGGUCUAUAGAAACUACGAGUCUGACCCGGUUUUCGGCGGCACUGCGAAAUGCGUCAAAUUCACCGAAACCGGACCACCAGCAAAUGGUGCCUACCCAGUUCUCAUAGAGUACGAAGGCCAAUCCAUGAGUACGACCGCGACCCUUGAAUCGUCCUCUGGGUACACUGGCAAAAACAUAUUGAAGUUCACUCCUCUUACACGGGGUAAGCAUGCUAGAAAUACGUACGCCGCAUACGCGGAGUGCAACGAAUGCGCCGUUCUCAGAACUACAUACAUCAGCGAUUCCACGUGCGCUCUCCUGGUGCCUGAGUCUCAGCUGAAGCAGAACACCACCUGUUGUGAUUUUAUUUUCGAUCUUCUUUGCGGCACGACGCCAAAGUACUACAUCUAUGAUGAGAGCUGUUAG